AUGUCUCAAGAUAUUGAUUAUGAUAAUAUCGACCUUGAAGCUAUCGAUUUUGAUAAAAUUGAUUAUUCAGAUACAGAUUUUCUACUUCCAUUAGUUCAAAAAACUCCCAAACCUGCUUUAACGGUAUUUCCCAUUGAGCUUUGGGAACAAAUCGGUUCUUACGUUAAUGAUAUUCAAACUUUAAAAAGUCUAAUUUUAACAUGUUCAGUAUUACGAGAAAUCUUAAAAGAACCAUUAAUAACUCAAAUGGUCAAUUGUGAGCCGUUAAACAAAUUAUUUGAAUUGACCAAAGAAUGCAUGGAAAAUGAUAAUAAAGAAAUCCAAAAAAUGGAUAUUAAAGAAAUUGUUUUAAAGAUGCAUAAAUAUGUUGAUAAAGUUGUCUACAGUGAAAGUGGCCCAUCUAAAUGGACUGAUGAUAUAUUUGAAUGGGAUGGAUACAAUGAAAAGUCGGAUAUUUCUACUAAUCAAGAAGCAUUUAGACGUGAAGUUGGGCGUAGAGGAAAAGCUAGGGCUAGAGCUUAUAUCGAAUGGGAAUUGAGGGUUGAAAAUGAAAGGAAAAUACUGAAAAGAGAGUUAGCUAAAUGUUGGGCGGUUACUGGAAAGAUGUUUCCAUUUAGCCAUGCGGAGAAUCGGGAAUGGAAAAGAAGACGUCAAGAAAGGUCAAACCCUGAUCAGGAAAGUCCGUUGAUACCAAAGGAAAAUAAAGACGCUCAUAAAUUAAAACGUCACCCGCAAAGUACGAAAGCUUGUGGCAUUUCCAAAAACAGUUUUCAACCAAGAUGUUCCAAACAAAAACCUCAUAGGACAGAAAAUUCAUUUCCUUCUCAAACUUCUCAAACUAGCGAUUCGUGGAAGUUUUCACAUGAAAUACGUAAUCAAAGUAAGCCUAAAAGACUGAAUGUUGGCAAAGGGGAAGAAGAAUAUAAUAAGAGAAUUUUAACGUCAUUUGUCACACCGAUGCAUUUUAACAAUGGUGCGUCUUUUGAAGGGUUACCACACGAUGUGAUGACCAAUUUUAUGAUUAAAAUUUUGAAAAGAUUCUUUGGAAGUAAUGAAAAGGUAUUAAAGUUUCCUUGUGAUUUAAGUGGAUAUCAGAGGAAGCGGUUGCAUCGACAAGCAGAAUUGUUGGGAGGAUUAAAAACUAUUAGUUUUGGUGAAGGUAGUGGUAGAUUUUUGGUCGUUAUGCGAGAAGAUGUUGAGAUUUUAUAG
Molecule: messenger RNA, 1209 nt
Organism: Cetraspora pellucida
Lineage: Eukaryota; Fungi; Glomeromycota; Glomeromycetes; Diversisporales; Gigasporaceae
Source: the annotation of a GenBank genome assembly